AUGGAAACUCUGUGCACAUCGCUGCUGAAGACUCAAACCAUGCUUGCCAAGGUAAAGAGUAGUCAGAGCAACGACACCAAGUGGAUGCCAAUCAUGCCAUUGAUGCAGAAACUCAAGGAUGCUGCUUAUGAUGCUGAGGACUUGAUAGAUGAGUUCCAAUACCAUGUACUCAGGCAGAAGAUCAAAGGUGAAGAAGAGGACAAGGCAGCAAGUGGCUCCGGUGGCCUUCCAAACAUUUUGCCUGCUGCAAAAGAAAAGUUGUUUGGUCCUUCUCAUUCCUUGGAGGAAGAUGCCAUGAGAACUAGCGUGGUGGAGAUUCAAGGAAGGCUGGAGAGAAUUGCUAAUAGUAUGGAGGGCAUCAUGAAUGUGCUACCACUAAAUGAUAGAGGGACGCAACUUGAGGUGAAGUUUCAGUCCAGAGAAUCAUGCUCUUCCCCGGCGACGGACAUAUUGUUUGGCAGAGAGAAAGAACUGAACCAAGUGGUAGAGUGGUUGUUGGGGUCAGCUAAUCAGGUGGAACCUGCACCCGGAGUUGUCAACGAUACCUUCUCCGUCUUGCCCAUUACCGGGAUCGGAGGGGUGGGAAAGACUACUCUAGCUCAGUACGUGUACAAAGACACCAGAAUUCAGCAUCAUUUUGACCUCAAGAUUUGGGUUUGUGUGUCUCACAAUUUCAGUGUACAGGGACUCACUAAGUCUAUAAUACAGUCAGUAACUCAGCAAAAACAACACGAUAAUAUGUGUUUGGAAUCUCUUCGAAAAAUACUCGAUGAGCAUAUUGCGAACAAGAAGUUUCUGCUUUUUCUUGACGACAUGUGGAGCGAUAAGGAGAGUAUCUGGGAGAACUUCUGUGCACUGCUCAAAGAUGGAGGAGCUCAUGGUAGUAAAAUCAUUGUUACAACUCGAGUUAUGAAAGUUUCUAAAAUGGUUAACCCGGCAGAAUCAAUCUUGCUCCAUGGUUUAGACGAAGAUGUCUUUUGGCAAUUGUUCAAUAAAUGCUCAUUUGGCAUACUCAACCCUGAAGACUAUCCGGGGCUAGAAGAUAUUGGUAGAAAGAUUGCUCGCAAGUUGAAGGGCUCACCAUUAGCUGCAAAAACAAUUGGCAAGGUUAUGAAGUCAAAUUUGUGUUGGCAACAUUGGACCACCAUAAUGGAGAGCGACAUAUGGGAAGUAAAACAAGAUGAAGAUGGCAUUAUGCCAGCUCUGCAGUUAAGUUAUCAAUAUCUCGAUGAAAAUAUGAAGCAGUGCUUUGCUUUUUGCUCGAUGGUUCCUAAAGAUUACACAUUCGAUAAAGUUGAGUUGGUUCUAAUGUGGAUGGCCGAACGAAGAUAA
Zingiber officinale is the source of this 1332-nucleotide messenger RNA. RefSeq names its product putative disease resistance protein RGA3. The record is from RefSeq and is a predicted model, not a curated record. Lineage: Eukaryota; Viridiplantae; Streptophyta; Magnoliopsida; Zingiberales; Zingiberaceae. Gene Ontology annotation, molecular function: ADP binding. The transcript has a single exon. Gene Ontology annotation, biological process: defense response to other organism. Bases 1 to 1332 code for a protein of 443 amino acids.